Cladocopium goreaui is the source of this 3954-nucleotide messenger RNA. The record is from the annotation of a GenBank genome assembly. NCBI's taxonomy places the organism in Eukaryota, Dinophyceae, Suessiales, Symbiodiniaceae.
AUGGAGAAGUUGGGCCCUGAGAUUUUUGACAUCGCGACCUGGGAAGGCUAUCGUUGCGCCCUGGGCUACGCUGGCGAAAUCCGUUUCCAAUGCAUCACCAGCCCGGUGAGGGAAGGCUGCGGCACCAAGGCAGUGCCCGGAGGCUGCAAAAAGAUGCAAUCCUGCAGUGCUCCCUUGGCGGAUCCUUGUAGUCACGAUGUCUCGGAAUGUGCCAACGUGCCCACAGGAGGCAGCUGUGUGAUUCGAUGCAAAUUUCGUUUCUCGGGCUUCAGCACCAUUGCAAGUUGCCCCAUGGACAACACCAUCGAGAACCGGCCGGUGGACUGGACGCCGCAGAUCUGUCUCUCUUCAGCCUGUCCCAUUCCACGCGUGAUGCCGGAAGGAUACGCGAUUGCCCGGGAUGGCAGCUUCACCUGUGCCCGUGGUUAUGUCCGGCACCAGAUGGGCGUGGUCAGCACCUCCUGUAGCCACGAUCUCAACAACGACUGCGCGGCCAACGACUUGAGCUUCGAAGGGUGUGUACCAAGCCGCAACUGCAACCGAUGUUUGGAUCCAGAUCCACUUCCACCGGGCUAUGUCUGGGACCAAAGCAGCUCCACCUGGCACUGCGAUGUGGGCUAUCGCGGCAUCGUGGCGGAACGCUGCGACAGCUGCACCAAACCUGUGAUCCUGGGUGGCUGCGUUCCAUUGACGCCCUGUUUGCCACCACAGGUGGAGCGGUGUAUGUUUGAUGUACUGGACUGUUGGAACCUUUCCGCUGGCGCAGAGUGCCAGGUCUACGUGCGGAGGCCCUUUGUUGGGAACAACACCGUGGCGCGUUGCCCUCCCAGCAACACGGACUUUGCACAAGAAGCCCUUUGGGACGGUUCCGUGGACAACGCCACCUGUCCAGAUCCGAUUCCGCCAGAUGGAUAUGUCAAGGUGAAUGGGGAAUGGACCUGCAACGUGGCCACGCAUCGUGGAACGGCGGAGCUCCGCUGUCAAGCACUGGACAGGUGCUUGCGUGAGCCUGAGUUGGUGGGCUGUCGGAGAUUGCAGCAGUGUGUUGCACCAGAUCUGCCCGAUCCCUGUGCCGUGGAAUCGGGCUGUCAGGGAACCCUACCAGGAGAGGAUUGCAAUGUGACCUGCCGAGAGCCUUACGUGGGUGACUAUGUGGUGGCAAGUUGUGAUGCGGACAACAUCCGACCAAACGCCAAGGUGGAGGUGGAUUCGUUCCCCCAAUGCACUCUGCGCUGUCCAGACCCAGCAGUGACUCCGGAGGGCUAUGCCAAGGUGAAUGGAGAAUGGCAAUGCGCGGAAGGCUUUGGAGGAAUUCCGGCCAUCUCCUGUGUUCGUACCAGUAGCGAAAACCGUUCGGAUUGUCGAUUGAACAUCACCAUGAGUGGAUGUUUGCCACUGGUAUCGUGUGCGCGACCCGUGGUGGACUCAUGUUCCACUUACAUCCCAGAGGAAUGCAACUUCACGGCGGGUUCCUCCUGUUGGGUCUUCUGCGGCGAACACUUCCGCAUGCAGCAGAAGGCCAGCUUUCCGCAGAUCGAUUGGGAAGAAGAUCUGAAUCUCAGCAUCAUUCCAGAGUGGUUCAGUUAUGGAGAGAUUGUGCCAUACGCCAUCGCUGUAUGUCCUGCCAAUAACACUGCGCCCAAUGCCAUCCCACUCUGGAGCCCUGCUCCAAGAUGUGUCUUGGAUUGCCCCUAUCCCAGCUAUGUUCCACCAGGUUACAGGGAAAGGCAGCGCUUCAACCGAUGGCGCUGCGACGAGGGCUACACCGGCACUGCCAUCUUGGAUUGCACUUUGUGGGAGAACUGCUCUGUGACCUCCUGGUUGUCCGGCUGCGAUGAGCUGGUGCCAUGCGCGCUUCCGGCGGUCGAGGAUCCCUGCGUUUACGACUUCGAGUCCUUCAACUGUAGCAGUGUCAUGGGAGGAGAGACAUGCGAGGUGAAGUGUAAGCUGCCAUACACCGCAGAGGGACCUGCCACUGCCACCGCAAGCUGUCCGGAGUUGAAUAUCGACCCACAGCAUCCCUUAGCUUGGCAGCCGCACAUGUGCAACUACACUUGCAGUGAUCCGGAUCCCAUCCCCGCAGGAUAUCUGAAAUCCACCGCAGCCCAGAUCAGCAUUGGAGUCCCGGAAUGGAUCUGUGCAUCUGGCUACAGUGGGGAGGCAGUGGCCAGCUGUAACAUCGAUGAGAACUGCCUGGCGAUCAUCGCACUGUCGGGAUGUUUGCCCAUCGUUCCCUGCGUGAUGCCUGAUGUGGACACCUGCAUGUACGACUUGUCGGGCUGCACCGCGAUGCUGCCGGGGCAGUUUUGCUUCGUGGGCUGUUUGGCGCCUUACGCCCUGAUUGGCGACAGCACCUUCGCAUCCUGUUCGGCCACCAACACGGUGGCAUCAACGGCGUGCUGCGCGGUGCCGUUGCGCAGCGCAGACGCCGACGGAGAAGACGCCGGUGCUGGCAGUGGACAGGAUGGAAAUGUGGAGCGCAGCUUGUGGCUAAGCGCCCUGGUCCCUACGGUCCCCACUGUGGCGCACGCCGAGAUGUCACUGUCGACGCUGACGCCGGAAACCUUGCAGAACGCCAAGGGGAAGGUGGCCAUCAUCACGGGCGCCACCAGUGGUGUGGGUCUGGAAGCUGCACGAGUUCUGGCGGCCAAUGGUGCUGACGUCUAUGUCACGGGCCGCACGCUGGAGAAAGCGAAGACUGCCGUGGCAGAUGUCGCAACAACGGCCACUGGACAGGUGGUUCCACUGGAACUGAACCUGGCUUCUUUGGCUUCGGUGCGCAGCUUCGCGGAACAGUGGACAUCAUCCAUCAGGAGGCCGGUGGACAUUUUGGCGUGCAACGCUGGCUUGGCGCUGGGUCAAGAUCAGACGGAGCCACAGUUCACGGAAGAUGGCUUUGAAGUGACAGUUGGCACCAACCACCUGGGUCACUUUCUGCUGGUGAAUUUGAUGGAGCCCAGCUUAUCCCCAACAGCUCGCGUGGUGGUUACGGCCUCCUCGGUGCAUAACCCGGCCACCGGGGAUCCGGGGAAGCAGGCGACCCUGGGCGAUUUGUCAGGCUUGGGCAAAGACAAAGUUGGAAUGGUGGAUGGAUCCACCUUUGAUGCGGGGAAAGCUUACAAAGAUUCCAAGCUCUGCAACGUGCUCUUCACCUUGGAGCUCGCUCGCCGCUUGAAGAAGAAGGGCUCGGCCAUCACUGCGAACUGCUUUAGCCCAGGUUUGAUCCCUUCCAGGACCUUUUUUCGCUACCAAAACCAGACCUUCAGCUCCGUCUUCGCCUUUGCGGCGGAAAACGUGUUGAAGAUCGCGGAGACGCCGCGCUUCGGCGGCGAAACUUUGGUCUUCAUGGCGCUGGAUGCAGGGCUGGGCGGCACCAGCGGGCGCUUCUUUUCGGCGAUUCCUCCUGGAAAACAUCAAUUUCUGGAGGACACCCCCUCCGAAGAAGCGCGCAACGAGGAUGAGGUCGUUGGAUGGUGUCUGGCACGUCUUUCGGUCACCGGGAAGCGACGUCAAAAUGAGGAAAUCUUCAACAACCACAUGUUGUGCACGUGCAGCGGAACUUUGGAAGCGUUCGGCAGCGCUGGUAGGGCUCUGAUGCGAAUCGAUUUCGGGGAGGAAAAGAGGACACCUCCAGUCUGUGACUGCCCUGGCCCUACCACGUUGCCUGCGGGCUAUGACCGCUCAGUGUCCAACAGUUUGACCAGCUACUCCUGUCUCAGUGGUUACGUGGGUGAACCCGUGGUAAACUGCUCCAUCAUGGGCGAGAGCUGUUUCACUGAAGCCCAGUUCGGGGGGUGUAUCCCGACGAUCGCCUGUGAAAUUCCAUCCUUGGACCCAUGCAGAGUGGACUUCAGUGCCUGUGGGAGUGAGGUGGACUGCAGGGCGGCCAAAAAUCCGGUUUCAAAAUGGUGGGAUAUCCCAAGUUCUGGCGAUUUCACUUGGGAAAAAUGCUGA